GUUCACUUCCGGUCCUGGCGCGGAGGCCAUGCCGCUGGACCACCGCCGCGUUCCUGGGCCGGAGGAGUCUCAGUCUCCGCUGCUGUUCGUGAGGGCGGGCGGCGAUGGCAAAGCGGAAGCAGUACGGACUUCCGGCCGUGACCCUUCCCGCCUGCAGCCGCUGUUCGCCCGCGUGGGGCUGCUGAGCCAGGCCAAGGGCUCCGCUUACGUGGAGCUGGAGGCCGGCACCAAGGUGCUCUGCUCGGUGGCCGGGCCCAGGGAGGCUGGCGGCGGCCCCGGAGCGCCGGCGGGGGAGCCCCGGGGCCGGCUGCUGUGCGAGUUCCGUCGGGCGCCGUUCUCCAGCCGCGGGGCCCGUUGCCACCCGGCGGAGCGGGAGCCGGAGCUGGGCCUGGCGCUGCAGGAGGCGCUGGAGCCCUGCGUCCGCCUGGGGCGCUACCCUCGGGCCCAGCUGGAAGUCAGCGCCCUGUUGCUGCAGGACGGAGGCUCCGCCUUGGCCGCCGCUCUCUGCGCCGCGGGGCUGGCCUUAGCCGACGCCGGAGUGGAGCUCUAUGACCUGGUGGCCGCCUGCGCUCUCUGCCGGAAACCGGGGCCUCAAGGAGAGUGGCUGCUGCAGCCCAGCGAGGCUGAGGAGCGCCUGGCCGGCAGAAGAGGAGCUCACCUCACUCUGGCCCUGCUGCCCUCCCUCAACCAAGUGGCCGGGCUCCUGGGCAGCGGAGGAGGAGGAGGAGAGGCCGAGAGCUGGGCCACCGCCCUCCGCUUGGGCCUCGACGGCUGCCAGCGCCUCUAUCCGCUCCUCCGGCAGAGCCUCCUCCGCGCCCUGCGCCCAAAGAAGGAAGACCAGGGGCCAACGGUGGGCCCCGAGGACAAGGAGGACGAUGGCGAGGGACAGGACAGGGCUCCAGCUUCACCUCCAGACUCUUCCAGGGAGUUCAAAACUGGAGGCUUCUGAGAGGCAGAGUCGGCAUCUGCUGCGUCCGCACCACAGCCCUGUUUGACACGGCUCCAUGCCAUCACACUUCUCCAAAAACUACCUUUAACACAAUCCGAUCGCAUGAAUUGCCAUGGCUCCAUGCUAUGGGAUUCUGGGGAUGGCUACAUGCCUCCAAAAACUACAUUUCCCAGAAUUCCAGAGCAUGAACUGCCAUGGCUCCAUGCUAUGUGAUUCUAGGAACUGCCAAAUGGUUCCAAAAGCUACCUUUAACACUAUCCGAUUGCAUGAACCGCCAUGGCUCCAUGAUAUGCCAUUGUGAGAACUACUAAAUGGCUCCAAAAACUGCAUUUCCCAGAAUUCCAAAGCGUGGUGUCAAAUCAGAUUGCUGCAGUGUGGGUGCAGCUCAAGAGUGUGGAUCCCACUACACUCCUUUUCAGCCCUUGGAGUCUCUCUUUCCACAAGUCUUUCCCAGGUUGAGUGAAUGUGAGCAUCCUGGCUUUAGGUCCCCAAGGACUGCAUCCAGGGAAGACUAGGCUGUAUGCACCUCCUUGCCCACUUUGUGUCUGGAACCAGGCAUGCCUUUCUCCAAGGACUAGCAGCAGUAUCUGCAUCGGAAGAUGGGCCUUUGGCCUUGAGCGUGUGUGAGGAGUCCGGAGAAUUUGAACUGGGUACUUCUGCAAGGCAAAGGCACAACGUCCAACCAGAACGGCUUGAGGAGAAGCACACACCAACAAUAGACCAACCCAGGGAUACUUUCAAACUGCUUUCUGUGAAAUAAUGGACUGAUGCCAUUAUUCAUGUUUUGAUUUAUCACUGUCUCCCCAAACUUGGUGCUCUUCAGAUGUGCUGGACUAGAACUCUGUUGUUCCUAUCCAUCAGGAGAUACAAUCCAAAAUACCCAAUGGCACCAGGUUGGAGAAAACAGCUAGAAAGAUUUUUCUUUUUAACUACAGUUGGUAUCCAUUUUGCUAUGAACAGUUAAUGUCAAACUAGGUUACAAGAAAAUAAAAGUUUUGUUACUGCCUGGA
Molecule: messenger RNA, 1959 nt
Organism: Sceloporus undulatus (fence lizard)
Lineage: Eukaryota; Metazoa; Chordata; Lepidosauria; Squamata; Phrynosomatidae
Gene: EXOSC6
Product: exosome component 6
Exons: 1
Coding region: 29-949 (306 amino acids)
Biological process (GO): rRNA catabolic process; U4 snRNA 3'-end processing; nuclear mRNA surveillance
Cellular component (GO): nuclear exosome (RNase complex); nucleolus; cytoplasmic exosome (RNase complex)
Source: RefSeq, a predicted model, not a curated record